Molecule: messenger RNA, 7775 nt
Organism: Petromyzon marinus (sea lamprey)
Lineage: Eukaryota; Metazoa; Chordata; Hyperoartia; Petromyzontiformes; Petromyzontidae
Product: sal-like protein 1
Biological process (GO): regulation of transcription by RNA polymerase II
Cellular component (GO): nucleus
Molecular function (GO): RNA polymerase II cis-regulatory region sequence-specific DNA binding; DNA-binding transcription factor activity, RNA polymerase II-specific
Source: RefSeq, a predicted model, not a curated record
UUCAAAGAAAAUAACAAAUAAACUAUCUACGUGACUUUACCAAAAGACCCAAAGAAUAUAAUAAUACCUGACUUUGGUUAUUUAGUAAAGACUUAAUCGAGUUUCAAAAAUAAUAUUCAGGAGGGUUCUGCAUUGCAAUGUUUGGCCAACUCGCCUGCGAUUUGUGAACAAAAUUGGAAGAGUAUCCACGUGAAAACCCACCACCCAAAACCUCCUGCUAGGCCUGGAUAUUCAGUACGUGGUGUGAUCGCUUGCCCAGUUCAGAAUCUAUAAGCUAUCUGGUAUGUUCAGGGCAGUCUCCCAUCUAAACAGUCUAGAACGAACCAUGAUCGCACUCGGCUUGAUAAUUAUUAAUGCGAUGAGAUGGGGAGGCGCAUUCGCAGGGUAAAUCCGUUUAAAGCUAAAGGCAUAAACUCCACGCAUCUUUGCGUAUCCGCUCUGUCGGAAUAUAAGUUACGCUAACCGUGUGUGCUGUGUUUACUGCAGUCCAAACGUGUACAUAACGGCACGUACAUUCUUUUAAGACUACGAUUACGAAAGUAAUUAAUCGUACAGGAUAGAAGAAAAGAUCGUGACUGCGUGGGUUGUGGUAAUGUAAGCUACAACGGUGUACCGGAUGGGAUGGUAGGAUAUAAACAAUCUUGAUUAUAAACAUUUGGUACACAGAUUUAGUCGAGUCUAUGAUGCUUAAAUCUGAAAGGGCAAAACUUUACGAAUUAGGACUCUCCCAAAAAUAACGACGAGAAGUGUUGAUUGAUAGAGCGCGGGUGGUGGGGGGGGGGGGAAUUCUCGACCUUUAAAAGUUCCACAUUUGGCAAGCCUCCGUGCUAAACACCGUCGGUGAACCGAGUAAUUCUCCUCCGGCCGAGUGCGACGCUGAAGCCAACAGAAAGCGGGCGAGGCCCGCUAAUGGCUGGGCACAACAACAAUAGUCGGGUUUCUGCAGUGCUGCUUGCUCCUCGGCGCUGAACCAGAGCGGCGGCGAUGGCGGCAGCGACAAGGGCAGUCCGCGGGCGCACGUCUGCGACAGCUGCUGCGGCCAGUUCCCCACGAUGGCCGCCCUCGGCCAGCACAUGGAGAGCUGCGGCAAGGCCCCCGCUGUUUUCAUCGUCGAGGAGAGUGACAAAGUCCCGCCGGACGACGGGAGCCCGGGCAACGAAAUCGGAGUCCUCCGGGAAGGAUUCCCGGUCGCCGUCGCCGUCCCCAACGGUGACGGCAAAACCAAGGCGUCGCAUUUCCCCGACGACUCGCCGCCGCCCCUUGAAAGCAGCAAGCGCUUCAGGGCAGACUCCAGCGGCUCCGUGGGCGGCCACGCCGUGACGUCGUCGUCGAGCGGCGGUGGCGGCGGCAAAGGGAAGGUGAAUGGAUACUCUUUGUCCGAGGCGCUUGAGGUGGGACGCUCUGAGAAGGCGGCGGCGGCGGCGGCGGCAGGCGGUAGCAAGGUGGCUAUGUCUGGCGCGGCAGCAAGCUUGCCGUUCAUCGUGGAGCAGCUCGUGUCCCUGCACCAGCAGCAGAUGAACCAGCUCCACCUCAUCGAGCAGAUACGGAGCCAGGUGACGCUCAUGGUGGCGGCUUCGUCCGCGGCCGCCGCGGCCGCGGCCGCGUCCAUCCCGUUGCGCCUCAACCACGCGGCGAAGAUGACUACGCCGAUGGCGCCGCUGGGACGCCCGCAGCCGAUCCACGUCGCCACGUCCAGCGUCUCCACGGCGACCAACUACAUUCAGGGUGGCAGCCUCGUGAGCGCUAUGAGCUCGCCGGGCAUCCUUCCGUCGUUCGGAACCAUGACCACUUCGUCCCCCGGCCUGGUGUACCCCAUCCUGACGAGGCUGCCCCACGGCGCCGUGCCCUUCCAGAGCCAGCACGGCGAGCCGGCGCUGUCCCACGGCGGUCGCCACCGUAGGAACCGGCACCUGUCGGUGGAACGCAAGGCCAGCGGGGAGGAGGCGGCGGCGGCGGCGUCGUCGGCGGCCAUGGCGGCGGUGAGCUUCAUAAAAAACAAAUGCCGCUACUGCGGGAAGGUGUUCGGCAGCGACAGCGCCCUGCAGAUCCACCUACGCUCGCACACAGGCGAGCGCCCCUUCAAGUGCAACAUCUGCGGCAGCCGCUUCACCACGCGCGGCAAUCUCAAGGUGCACUUCCAGCGUCACAAGGAGCAGUACCCCGACAUCCCCAUGAACCCGCACCCUGUGGCCGAGCACUUGGACAACGUCGUGACCAAGUCGGGGCUCCCCUACGGCAUGAGUAUCUCGGCCGAGGAGUCGGCGGCGGUCCGCGAGAACGACAAGAUCGCCUACCCGCCCCUUAAACCGAGCGACGACGGUGGCUUCGGCAUCGGCGGCAUCGGCGGCGGUGACAAGCUGUCAUCGGUGAAGGUCGAGCGGGGCCUGGGACAGGGCGGCCGCGACGACGAAACGGCGAUCAGCUUCGCGACGUCCACCAACUACAUGUUCUACAACAAGAUGAACUCGCUGAGCAACUCGGAGGCCUCGGCACACGUGAGUCGCGCCAACUUCGAGGAGCGACUGCGGAGCGACUUCUCGUACGGCAGCGGCGGUGGCGGCUUUCCGGACCCCAGGCGGCGCUCGGAGACGUCCAAGCUGGAGCAGCUGGUGCAGAGCCUCGAAGAGCGGGGCCUGCCCGGUGGCUCCGCCGGCGCUCCCGCUGAUGACGGAGCAGGGGUCGGCACCGUGCCCAACCAGUGCGGCGUGUGCCAUCGCGUGCUGAGCUGCCCAAGCGCGCUCAAGGUGCACAUGCGCACGCACACGGGCGAGCGGCCGCACAAGUGCAAGGUGUGUGGCCGGGCCUACACCACCAAGGCCAACUUGGUGCUGCACUACGCGGUGCACCGGGGCAAGCCGGCCGUGCGAGCGCUCCACUCGUGCCCCAUCUGCCAGAAGCAGUUCACCAACGCCAUGGUGCUGCAGCAGCACAUCCGCAUGCACAUGGGCGGGCAGAUCGGCGGCAGCGGCAACGAGAGCGAGGGGGGGCCGCCGUCCGCCCCGGGCUACGCCGCUGCAGAGGCUUCCCCCGAAGCGGGCGAGACGACGAGGGUGGCGGCUGCGGCGGCUACGGCGGAGGACGAGGAAGAAACGGGCGAUAGCUACGCCGGCGAGCGGGACAGACCGGUGGAGGAGGCCGCGAGCUACUUGAGCGGCGACAACAUGGAAACUGCCGAGGGGGGAUCUGCCGACGGCGAGAAUCGCGAUGCGGACGACGACGAGGAGGAAUUUGCCGACGCGAGGGACGCCAGUUUCACGGAGGGAGCCGCGGAACCCGGGCCCAGCUUCAGCCAAGGGCCGUCUCCGCCCGGUUCCGUGUCAUCCGACGCAUCCACCGGGAAGAAGCCCAAGUCGGGCCUGUUAAAUUUCAGCCAGGAAAGCUUCAACGGCAUCGCCGAGGGCGACGCCUCCAGCCAGGAUGGCACGCUGAGCUUCAAAUAUGGGGAGUUCUCACGCAUGGACUUCAGCCCUGCGCCGUCCAGCGCUGCCUCCCUGUCCAACGGCAGCACCAACGACCACCGGCUCAAGCUGCUUGCCCUGGUGGGCCUCGGCGAGGGCUUCAACCCCAUCAAGACGGAGUCCAACGCGGAGGGGAGCAACGAUGGCAUGGCGGACCAGAGCCAGGAGAAUGGCUCCUUUCGCUCGUUCUCGCCCUACGAUCAGAGCAAGGGCAAGGCUACCACCUGCGACAUCUGCGGCAAGCGGUUCCCGUACCAGAGUGCCCUUGACAUUCACUACAGGAGCCACACCAAGGUGCGGCCGUUCAUCUGCCCCAUCUGCAACCGCGGCUGCACCACCAAGAGCAACCUCAAGCAGCACAUCCUGACCCACCGCAAGGGGUACUCGGCAGAAUUUCUCGGCCAGAGCUUGGAAGAGAGUGUUGGCUCGGGCACGGGCCUCGUGGCUCGGGCCCUGUCGCUUCCUGGCGACGCCGUCAACGGCUUCAAGCAGGAGUCGCCGUCCGUCGCUCUGCCGUCCGAGGGCGAAUCGCCUUCGCCCGGCCAGGCACUGGGCCUAGGCCUCGGGAUGGGCCUGCCGCGAGGCUUCCUGCAGAGCCUCGUGUCGCCGCGGUCGUCCUCCACGCCGCCGUUCGCGAGCCGCCGCUCGAGCAAACAGCACAACUGCCCGGUGUGCGGCAAGAAUUACUCGUCGGCGAGCGCCCUGCAGAUCCACUCGCGCACGCACACCGGCGAGAAGCCGUACGCCUGUUCCGUGUGUGGCCGGGCGUUCACCACCAAGGGAAACCUCAAGGUGCACAUGACAACGCACAUGUGGAACAGCGUCCCUGUGCGCCGCGGACGCCGCCUCUCCGCGGAGCUGCACCCUUGCUUGCUCGACUCCGCCGUGCCGCCGUCGUCGUCCGACGCCUCCGACUCCAACGCGGCGACCGGGGAAGACGGCAUCGCCGGCAGCGGCAACGCCGACGGUGGCGGCGGUUCAAUCGUCGUGAAGCAUCCGCCGCUGCCGCCGCCUCCGCCGCCUCCGCCGCCACCGCCUCCCCAUCACCUGGGCCACUUCCCUCCCGACGUGUUCUCUGCUGGGCCUCAUGCGUCAGGCCACCCGUCUGGGUCUGACCCGAAUUUCUGGAUCCAGUACGCGGCGCUGCUCGCCAACGGGUUAGCCGUGCCGCCGCCGCCGCUGCUGCCGCCGCCGCCGCCGCCGCAGCCGUUACUGCCACCUUCUCUGCCCAUGUCAUCGGCGAUGGUGGGAGCCGUGCCGGCGGUUGGGGGAGGUGGAGGAGUGGCGGGUGCUAGUGCUAGUGGUGGAGGAGGUGGAGUCGGCAUUGGCCUUGGUGGUGGCAGUAGUAGCAGCGGUAGUAGCGGUAGUGCCAAGGUGAACGAGAUUUCGGUGAUCCAGAACGUGGCUGUGCCCGGCACGCCGCCGAGAUUUGGCGGAGGCGUCGGUGGCGAGGGAGACGAGCGCGAGGAGGCAGCGGCGAUGGAGCGGAUGGUGAGCGAGGGAGAAGCGGCACACCGAUACGCGCGCUUCAUGGAUGCCGACAAGGAGCUGGCCUAGUGCCCUUUGUGCCACUUUUGAUAUGGCGAUUGCUUUGGAAUCGUUGUUGAUGGCGGUGAUGAUAUCUGUUGGAUUCAUCGUUAAUGGUGGCGAUGACGAUAUAGCAGUGGAUUCAUUCAUGAUAGUGAUGAUGAUCAAGAUGAUGGUUGUGGCUUGAUUGAUAACGGUGAUGAUACAGUAACUGGUGAUGGCUGUGGAGUCAUUGGUGUUGAUAGUGAUGAUGAUGGCUGUGCUUUCAUCGAUAAGGGUGAUCAUGAUGGGUCACGAUGAUAGCUGUGGACUCAUCGUGUCGACCAUGUUAUUAGUCGUUGGAUGCUUGAUGGCCCUGGGUUUAAAAGUUGGGCUGGUGCUGUCCCGUGUUAAAUCUCUUGACUCUUGCAUGAAAAACGCAGCACCCAGGACAAGUUUAUUUCUUUCUUUGAAGCAAAGUAUUUUUUUUCCCAGCAACCUAUGUAUGCCUUGAAGUAAUAACGUCGUACAUUUUUAUUUUUUGACACUUGACAAAGAGUCACGUCAAACGAAAAGAAAGAAUUCUGUCACUAAACGGGGAAGAAGAAAAAAAAUAGAUGAAUGAUCUUUUUAAACACAUGUUCCAGCUGCUUAAAUCUCUACGCCAUGGAACUGGCCUACACGAGUAAGUAAAUACGUAGAAAAUAAUAACGGGCCGAGGGAAUGUUUUCUGCAUGCCCCGAAUUGUUUGAAAGGUUGUGAAUUGAUGUGAAUGCUAUCGUCACAUUUGAAAGGCAACGAUGUUAUUUUAUUUGGCCACGUGGCGGCCUGCAUAAGGCGUAUUAAUACAAAAAAAUGAACUAAAAGUUUACGUUUCUAAAAUACCACUGGUCGUGUUAUUUUGAUUCGCUUUUAUAGAUUUGCAAGCGAGGUGAAUUAUUCCAUUUUGCCCAGAGGUCCCGCUUUCAAGUUUUUAAAAGGCCUAACGACCACAAUACAUGUGAACAAAUGGUUAUUUUAAGGCCGUGAAAUGUUUUGACGUGUUUUUUUAAAAUGAAUUUGUGAAAGUCCGCCGAAAACUUGUUGUAAGUUUUACGACGGACUACAGCUAUAGAAUUUGACUUUGUUGGGAUUUAUGCAUCGGCCUUGUUGGUUGCGGCCGCCCAGUUUUAACAGUACGGCACGUAAGUUCAGAUCCCUAUAACCGCUGACUUAAAGUCGUCUGUGGUGCUAGAAUAAAUGUUAUAGGAGCUGUUCAAAAUUUGGCAAUGCCGUUAUUAAGAUAAUACCUGAGGUGAAGUAAACUUAAAAAAAUUAGCAUUGCUAUAUAUUUCUUCAAAUGGACCAAAAUGCCUACGAGUGUGACCAUUGCAUACUUUGUGGCAAUUUGUGCAAGUAGUGGGCUUGUAUAUAAUGUAAUGUUUACAUGCGGAGGUGUCAUAACAACACUUGGCAGUUUUAAUAAACAUGUUUUUAGACGGUAGUUUUUUUUCAGGUUGGUAAUUUACGUGUACAUUUAUACAACAAAAUAAGCUAUCGCGACCCUUUUACACAUCAAUAUAAAAAAAUCGAAUGUUUUUUACCCCCCCCCCCUCCUCCUCACAUUAUUGUUGAUGCAUAGACGUAGAAGCCGGGCAGCGUUAAGCUGCGAGCUGUCUUUUUUAAUUCGUGUACGUUUUAUUUAUUACUGCGUUAUUGUAGACUUAUUUCUUUUUUAGUAAAGUUACUUUUCAGGCAUAGGUGCGGCGGUUGUGACGAUGGGGGUGGGGGGGAGCCUCGCCUAUUGCAAACUGUAUUUAAAAAUAUAUAUUCACUCAGGAUAAGCUCAUGGACGAUGGAGUAAAUUAAGCGGCUUUUUGUGAAUCUGUUGAAAAGUGGAAUGUAGGUGGUACCACAUUGUUCACUUUGUCGUUUUUUAACUUUUCAUAUAUAACAGGUCGUGUUAACGGAAUACCAAAAAAAGUUUUUAGUUUUUUUUUAACCCCGUAAAGUGCUUUCAUGUCACACCUAGAAAACCACAAAUGAGAGUGGAGUGAUUGUGAAACAUUUGAUACAUUUAGUUUACAAUCGAGUGCCUUCUUUGCUACUGAUGAACAUACUCGCUCUACCUCAGUGCCUUGUAAAUAUAUAUGCUUGAAUCUUUGUUUGGUUAAAGUUUUUUUGUUGAUAAUCAGUCGUAUAAAAACAUUUUACAGCUUUUGUUAACUAAUUAAAAUAUUUCUGGCCUGCUCUGCCUUAGUCUCGAUGGUUAUUCAGGAGGCCUUUGUGAAACAAUGACAUGCUACGAUUUUUGGAAGUAUAAAAACAUCCUCUCCUGGACUAAGUAUUAAUUAUAGCUGGUUUACUACUUCAGUGGCAAUAUUUUUCCAACGUUUUUUUUUUAAGGGGAGAAAAAAGUACUGUAAUAUUUAUCAACCAAUACCUCAAUGUAUUUACUGAAUGUACGUAAAGAACUGGAAUGUCAAACAAAAUCAGGUUUGUUUUUGUAUUGUUGAAAAAAAAAUGUUGACAUCUUUUUAUACGGUUCGUGAAGUGAUGUUUUGGGUACGGGGCAUAUUUAGAUAAGUUACGACUUAAGGGGGGGGGGCUAUUUUCGGACAACAUUACGAUGAGAUGUUUGUGACCAAGGGGGUGGAUUUUCUCAUCAUAAUUCUGAUCGAAAAAUGCAUUUCUGUAUUCGUAACAGGUCCGGCAGACAUUCUUGAAGUGCCGUUGUUCAUAGCGUCUGGAGAAACAAAAAAAACAUGUGCCUGGUUUGUUGAAAGAUGCAGUGAAGGAAAUGCAGUGAAAUAAACCUGUUCAUGAAUCACA